Messenger RNA from Kazachstania africana CBS 2517, 876 nucleotides. Its product is annotated as putative endodeoxyribonuclease. Bases 1 to 876 code for a protein of 291 amino acids. The transcript has a single exon. Gene Ontology annotation, molecular function: hydrolase activity, acting on ester bonds. NCBI's taxonomy places the organism in Eukaryota, Fungi, Ascomycota, Saccharomycetes, Saccharomycetales, Saccharomycetaceae. The record is from RefSeq and is a predicted model, not a curated record.
AUGGAGAAUACCGUACCCUUAGUAGAUGCCCAUUGCCAUAUCGACAAUACAGCAACUAUACCCAAUAGUGAUAUUGUAAAAUGUAUAAUGGCUACAAAUUUAGACGAUUUCAACACUGUCUCUAAUCAAAAUAAUAAACUUAAUGGAUUCGGUAUACAUCCAUGGUAUUCUCACCUAUUCUCUUUGAAUGCUGAUUGUAACGAUAAAGUAUCUCAUUAUAAAUCAGUCUUACACUUUUCUCCCAACUUACCCGAUUCUAAAAUCGAUCAAAUUAUUGAAAAUUCACUACCACAGCCAACUAAUUUAAAUGUAGUAAUUCAAGACAACUUAGACUGCUUUGCAACAUUGAAAUUCAUCGGUGAAAUUGGAUUAGAUAAGUCAUUUUCAUUGAAAUUAGACGAUUCAAUCGAAUGCCAAAUUAAAUUAGAUCAUCAAUUUAAAAUAUUCGAAAGAUUGUGCCAAUUGGCUAAUCAAUUCAAUCUAAACGUAUCAAUACAUGAUGUGAAGUGUACAAUGUACUGUUUUACCACUUGCGAAAAACUGCUCUUCCCAAAUCCAAACGUUAAGAUAAUACUACAUUCAUACAAUUCUUCCAUGGAUUUCUUACAAAACUUUUGGUUGAAAAAUCUAUAUGAUGAUAAGAGAAUUUAUUUAAGCAUCUCUAAGAAGAUAAAUUUCAAUAAAUCAAAUAAGUUGAACAUCAAACUGAUACCAAAAGAUACCAUCCUACCGGAAACAGAUUUAAAUGUGCAUGAUCCUAAUUACUGUGAGAGUUUAAUUUACGUCUACGAACAUCUUAUGUCAAUUUACAAUUUAUCAGAUUUAGACGCAUGCAAAAGACUUCUAUAUGCUAAUUUCAGUCAAAUGUUAGAAUGA